Messenger RNA from Patiria miniata (bat star), 2420 nucleotides. RefSeq names its product arginase, hepatic-like. The coding region runs from base 353 to 1483 and encodes 376 amino acids. The record is from RefSeq and is a predicted model, not a curated record. The transcript has 9 exons. Gene Ontology annotation, molecular function: arginase activity; manganese ion binding. Gene Ontology annotation, cellular component: cytosol; nucleus; cytoplasm. Lineage: Eukaryota; Metazoa; Echinodermata; Asteroidea; Valvatida; Asterinidae.
UUUUAUAAUAGCCAAGGCAAGAGGCUCGUCACAUUUUGAUGUUUUCAUUGGUCAAUUUAUGAAGGUGUGUGGUCAUGUUCUGAAUCGCGUGACUCUCCAAAAAAAAAAUUGCGACUGGUAUAAGUAACGUGUAAAAUGUUGGUGAUUUAAUUCAGUUUCAUACUUGCAACAGAGUUCGUUAGUUUGUCUCUUUCACUCAGUUUUUCAUGUCUUUUACUACACAGCGACAUGUGAAUCGUGAUGUCUGGUGAUGCAAUAUCAAGUGAGUCGUAAUUGCGUAGGGUGCGCUGCAAAACUGUGAUUAUCAGUGCUACUUAAAUAAGAUACCAAAUUGAAGGACUCUGUAACUACCAUGGCCAGCAUCUCUAUCGCAGCAUUCAACCGUGCAACCUGCAGCACCACAUGCAUCAAGACAGCGAUGCACAGGUCUGCAUUGAUGAAAAGUACUGGGUUGAAACACAGAUGUCUAAAGAUACACUCCAAUGUCUUCCGGUCCUCGACAAGAUUGAGCUCAGGUUACGUUACCAGGCAGAACAUCGGGGUUGUUGGUGUGCCCAUCCAUGAAGGACAGGGCCACAUGGGUGUAAUGUACGGACCAUCAGUUAUAAGAGAGGCUGGCUUGAUGUCAAGAUUUAAGCAGAUGGGGUUGAAUGUUGUAGAUCAUGGUGAUUUGAAAUACGAGUCAGUCCAAGAAGACAAGGUCCAAACGGGAGUCUUGAAGAGUAAUAGGACGCUAGGAGGAGCGUUACACAAGCUUUCGGACACUGUCUACAGCAUCAUGAAAGACCACGACCAGGCCUGUGUGGCGCUGGGCGGGGACCACAGUCUCACGAUAGGAUCGCUGCACGGCCACGCCCAGGCCGAGCCCGAUAUGUGCGUGGUGUGGAUCGACGCCCAUGCCGACAUCAACCUACCCCAGGUAUCCCCCUCGGGAAAUCUCCACGGUAUGGUGCUGUCAUUCCUGGUGUAUGAGUUGAGGGACUAUAUGCCUACCAUACCAGGGUUUGAAUGGGUCAAGCCGUGUAUGUCGGUCAACGACAUUGCUUAUAUUGGGAUCCGAGACUUGGACGAGUGCGAAAGUUACAUCAUGAAGCAGAAAGGAAUCACAUGUUUCACCAUGCAUGACGUGGAGAAGAUAGGCGUGGCAGAGACGUUAAGUCGCUCCUUAGAGAAAAUCAACCCAAAGGGUAAUCGACCAGUUCAUCUAAGCUUUGACAUUGACUCGUUUGACCCCCACGUAGCUCCAAGCACAGGAACACCAUGUUUUGGUGGUCUGACAUACAGGGAAGGCCUGUAUCUUGCAGAGGAGCUAGGAACAACAGGUCUGGUGAACAUGAUAGACGUGGUGGAGGUCAACCCAGAGUUGGGCUCGCAGAUGGAAGAGGAGAAGACAUCCAAAGCAGCCGUCAACAUCAUCUGUGCUGCGCUGGGUGAGACGAGGAUGGGCUACGUGCCUCCAGACUACCACCUACCAAAGCCUUAAUGAGGGGCUGUACAGAGGCCACUGCUAUCACGAGCGAGGGGCGGUUCUGCAGAGGUACUUCAGGUACUGUCAAUUUUAACCGUCCAAGGGCUCCGUGCAUGAACUGUACCCAGCUUGCAAGAGCCUGUCUUACUUCCUCUGUCACUGUUGGGAAGUGGCUUGUGCACCGAGUCCAUAAAUCAGUUCUGCUGCGCAUGUGUACAUCAAGACCCCACAAUUUUAUUCCUUCCAGCGUAUGUAAACUGCUAAAAAAUCUUGCUCCACUUAUGUAGGGACUUUAUUCCAUCUACAAGGAAAAUUGCAGACUGCAUAUUUGGCCACUACUGCCGACAUAAACUCAUGUACAUUUUUUUCUGUCGUAUUUUAGCGUAAGCUAAAAUAUUGUCAUAUUUUGAUGUACACAUGCGAAGUUGGAAUUCUGAACUGAGUUCUGUCAAAUUCGAAAACCUUCCGUGGAAGCAAUAUUUGUUCAAAAGGUUGAAAUGUGAUGUGAGAAUCGAUUUUUUUUUUUUUUUGUUACUGGUGACUGUACGUGUAGGUCUUUCCCACCAUUUGCCUUAUUGGAUAUAAAUCGUAAUGCAAAUAUCAUGGCUGGAGUAACUGUUUUUGGAACUUACCAAAGUUAGUGAUAAUCUGACACUUUUGAAGUGAUGUAAUUUAAUAUCAGCAAAUUACGGAAGCUUAAAGUGACCAUCCUGAUUUCUGAGAUUUCGUGAUAAAUUAUCACGUAAAGAUGGAAUGGUAGGAAUGCUGAAAUAAUUUAAGAAGUCUUUCUCUGAAGCUACAUCUCAGAGAGACGUCUUUCUUUGAAAUGUUAUCUCGGAAGACCAGAGUUGUAAUGAGUCACUGAUUUUUGUGACUUGAUUCGAGUCAUUUCAUUUUAAAGCAGUGACUCGAGUCAAUAAGGGUUAGUCGAGUCACAGUGUAGUCGAGUUGA